Messenger RNA from Blepharisma stoltei, 1176 nucleotides. The record is from the annotation of a GenBank genome assembly. Lineage: Eukaryota; Ciliophora; Heterotrichea; Heterotrichida; Blepharismidae.
AUGCCUGCUAAGAAAAAGGCCGUCGAAGAGAAAAAGCCCCUCCUAGGACGUCCUGGCAACACUUUGAAAAUUGGGAUUGUCGGUCUUCCAAAUGUGGGUAAAUCCUCUACAUUUAACCUCCUUUCGAAUCUUUCAGUCCCUGCUGAAAAUUAUCCAUUCUGCACAAUCGAUCCUACUGAAGCUCGAGUCCCUAUUCCAGAUCAAAGAUUCGACAGACUCUGUGAAAUGUAUCAGCCAAGGUCACGAGUCCCAGCCAUUCUUUCAAUCACUGACAUCGCAGGACUUGUCCCAGGAGCUUCUGAAGGCGCAGGUCUUGGCAAUGCAUUUUUAUCACAUAUAAACGCAGUUGAUGGCAUUUUCCAUGUCGUCAGAGCUUUUACAGAGGCAGACGUCAUCCACACUGAAGGAGAAGUCGACCCUAUCAGAGAUCUUGAUAUUAUUAGAAAUGAACUCUGCUUAAAAGAUCUUGAAAGAUGCAACCAAAAAAUCGAAGACGUAGAAAAGCAGCUUAAAAGAGCCAGAACCAAAGAAUUGGCUGAUGAGAUGGAAAUUUUGGUAAAAAUCAGAGACAUGCUGAAUAACCAUCAAAUGCUAAAAGACGGAGAAUGGCAUACCAAAGAAAUCGAAGUCUUGAAUUCUUGUUUAUUUUUGACUGCAAAGCCUAUGGUUUAUUUGGUGAACUUAAGCACAAAUGACUAUCUCAGAAAGAAAAAUAAAUGGCUCGCAGGAAUAGGGAAGUGGGUGAACGAGCAUGGCGGCGGAGAUAUUAUUCCUUACUCCAUAGAAUUUGAGCAAGCUGUUUUUGGAAUGGAUCCAGAUGCCAAAGCUGCCUAUUUGCAAGAAAAUAACGCCAUUUCGAUGAUUCCAAGAAUUUUGAAAACCGGAUAUAAGUCUCUUCAGCUAAUUCAUUAUUUUACAGCUGGAGAAGAUGAGGUAAAAUGCUGGACCAUUAGAAAAGGCACCAAAGCUCCACAGGCAGCUGGAGUUAUUCAUACAGAUUUUGAACGAGGGUUCAUUUGUGCAGAAAUCAUGAAAUAUGAUGACUUGGUCUCGUUAGGAAAUGAAAAUAACGUCAAAGCAGAAGGAAAACUAAGACAAUGCGGGAAAGAUUACGAAGUAGAAGACGGAGAAAUUAUUUAUUUCAGAUUCAAUGUAGCUCCUCAAGGGAAAAAAUAA